AUGCUACGCUGUGCUACGCUACGCUGUGCUAUGCUACGCUACGCUGUGCUAUGCUACGCUACGCUGUGCUAUGCUACGCUGUGCUAUGCUAUGCUACGCUGUGCUGUGCUACGCUACGCUGUGCUAUGCUACGCUGUGCUGUGCUAUGCUACGCUGUGCUGUGCUAUGCUACGCUGUGCUGUGCUACGCUGUGCUGUGCUACGCUACGCUGUGCUACGCUACGCUGUGCUGUGCUACGCUACGCUGUGCUGUGCUACGCUGUGCUAUGCUACGCUACGCUGUGCUAUGCUACGCUGUGCUAUGCUACGCUACGCUGUGCUGUGCUAUGCUACGCUGUGCUGUGCUACGCUGUGCUGUGCUGUGCUACGCUGUGCUGUGCUAUGCUACGCUGUGCUGUGCUACGCUGUGCUGUGCUAUGCUACGCUGUGCUGUGCUAUGCUACGCUGUGCUAUGCUACGCUGUGCUAUGCUUUGCUACGCUGUGCUAUGCUAUGCUACGCUGUGCUAUGCUAUGCUACGCUGUGCUAUGCUAUGCUCUGCAUAUAUAUGUAUGAAAAGAUGCCAGAAUUUGGGCUCAUGCCAGUUUUCCCAGAGCACAGAGUGCUUCAUUCCUGAUUUCUACCCUGAACUCCUUUCAGGGUAUGUUGAAGAAAGUACAAAUCACUUAGCACAUUGCCUGGCCCCUCCAAGAGUUCAAGGAAUCGAGGCUGCUGUUGUCACCACAGCUGCUUGGUGA
This is a messenger RNA of Physeter macrocephalus (sperm whale), 735 nucleotides long. Its product is annotated as keratin-associated protein 4-4-like. The transcript has 3 exons. Bases 1 to 735 code for a protein of 244 amino acids. Lineage: Eukaryota; Metazoa; Chordata; Mammalia; Artiodactyla; Physeteridae. The record is from RefSeq and is a predicted model, not a curated record.